UAACUAAGAUUGAAAUUCUUUUGUUAGAAGGGCCUUUUGACGCUAUAUAUUCUGCUACUAUUAUAUAUCAUGCAAUGAACAAAAAUAAUUUACCUCCGUAUGAACACGUUAGAGGGAUAGUAGAACGAGCGGUUUUGGAGAUUUUACCAGAGUUUUGGUAUGUUAUUGCUGAAGGUCAGGGGAUGCUGGUCCGGAAGAGCGAUGUUGUUAGGAAAUUCCUUCAGAUGUCGAGGAUUUCUGCUACCCCUGGCUAUGGAAAGCGAAUACAAAAGUGUUAUAGGAUUAAACACAAUAAAGGUGCUGAAUAUGAUUCGACACCUGAUAAUACAAGAGAAAAAAUAGGACGGAAUAUUGAUUUAUUAAAAGAAAAGCUUAAUCAUCCAAUGAUAGAAGAUGAUGUAUCUCUCUACAACGCUCUUAAGAAAAAGGUUAAUAACAUCAACAUCUCACAACUUACAUGGCGAGAUCCGGAGGCGAGUAUGAUUCUUAGCGAUAAUUCAGAAAUGAUAAAUACUUUAAAGCGCAGGUAG
This is a messenger RNA of Funneliformis mosseae, 530 nucleotides long. NCBI's taxonomy places the organism in Eukaryota, Fungi, Glomeromycota, Glomeromycetes, Glomerales, Glomeraceae. The record is from the annotation of a GenBank genome assembly.